CAAUUCCAAAGACUCAUCGUUUAUUUAUGAUAACGUUUGGUUUUGGAAUUACGGAAUAAUAAAUAUUUUCCGAUAAAAAUAAAAUGCAUGGCCUGCCUGCAUCACCAACUGGAUAAAAUAAUCACAUCACACCAUUCAUAGUUGGGGGAUAACUGCAACUCUGCAAGUGAAAUGGCAGAAACUGCAGUAUCAUCAGCCUUGUCGGAAGUGUUUCAGUUCCUAAAAGAAGAAACAAAGCUUCUGAGAGGUGUACACAGAGAUUUUUCAGACAUCAAAGAUGAACUAGAAAGCAUCCAAGUCUUCCUCAAAGAUGCAGAUAGAAGGGCAGCAGAUGAAGCGGACGCCAAUGAUGGAAUAAGAACAUGGGUGAAGCAAGUGAGAGAUGCAUCAUUUCGCAUUGAAGAUGUCAUUGAUGAAUACCUUCUUUUGAUCCAUAGGACCAAUUCUCCAGGAUGCAGAUCUUUGGUAUGCAAGAUUCCAAGAUUAAUGAAGACUUUGACUCCCCGUUAUGAAAUUGCAUCAGAGAUUCAGGACAUCAAGUUGUCAAUUCGUGGAAUCAAGGAAAGAAGCGAGAGGUAUAACUUCCAAAUUUCGCAUGAACAAGGAUCCUCGUGCCAAAGCAACGGAUGUGGAGAGUCAGACACAGGAGGAUGGCGUGAUCCUCGACUGUCUUCUCUUUUCAUUGAAGAAACAGAAAUCGUAGGAUUUGAAGGCCCGAGAGAAGAACUAUAUGGUUGGUUAUUGGAGGGUGCAGCCGAGCGCACAGUGAUAUCAGUGGUAGGAAUGGGGGGUCUAGGAAAAACCACUCUUGCCAAGCUAGUUUUUGACAGCCAAAAGGUAACAACACAGUUUGAUUGUCGAGCUUGCAUCGUAGUUUCUCAAUCAUACACUGUGAGAGGAUUACUGAUAAAAAUGAUGGAGCAAUUUUAUCAGGAAGCUGAAGACCCUGAUCUAGAGAUUUUACGCAAAAUGGAUGACAGGUUACUGAUUAUAGAGGUAAGGAAAUACCUAGAACAUAAGAGGUAUUUAAUAUUCUUUGAUGAUGUAUGGCAAGAAGAUUUUUCCGACCAGGUUGAAUUUGCCAUGCCCAAUAACAACAAAGGUAGUAGGAUCAUAAUCACCACAAGAAUGAUGCAAGUUGCAGAUUUUUUCAAGAAAUCAUUUCUAGUUCAUGUUCACAACUUGCAACUUUUGACUCCAAACAAAGCAUGGGAACUCUUCUGCAAGAAAGUAUUUAGGUCUGAGCUUGGUGGUCGUUGUCCACCGGAACUUGAGGUUGUGGCAAAAGAAAUUGUUCAAAAAUUCAAGCAAUUACCUUUGGCAAUCGUAGCCAUUGGUGGUCUACUUUCAACAAAAUCUAAAACCAUGAUCGAAUGGCAAAAGGUGAGUCAAAAUUUGAGCCUGGAGUUGGAACGUAAUGCCCAUUUAACGAGUCUAACAAAGAUUUUGUCGCUUAGUUAUGAUGGCCUCCCUCACUACCUGAAACCAUGCAUUUUGUAUUUUGGUUUAUACCCAGAGGACUAUGCUAUUAGUCAUGGGAGAAUAACUCGACAAUGGAUAGCUGAAGGGUUUGUUCAAAUAUCAGUUGGGAGAAGAACUCCAGAGCAAGUUGCAGAGGAGUACUUGUCUGAACUGAUUCAGAGAAGUCUGGUUCAAGUCUCGGAUGUUGACUUUGAAGGUAAAGUUGAUAAAUGUCAAGUCCAUGAUUUAUUGCGGGAAGUGAUCAUUACAAAAAUAAAGGAUUUAAGAUUUUGUCAUUGUGUGCAUGAUGAUGGUGAGUUACCCGUGAAUGGAAAAACUAGACGCCUAUCUAUAACCACUAGUGACAACGAUGUGUUGAAGAGCACUAACAUUUCACAUUUUCGUGCUAUUCAUGUUUUUGAUAAAGCUGGGUCGUUGGAGCAUUUCGUGGGCAAACUGGGUUCAAAGUCUCGGAUUUUGAAGGUACUUGACAUUCAAGGUACAUCAUUGAAUCAUGUACCUAAAAAUUUGGGGAGUCUUUUCCACUUAAGGUACUUAAACCUAAAGAAUACAAAAAUACAUGCUCUUCCUAAAUCUGUUGGUGAACUACAGAACUUAGAGACACUCGAUAUAAGAUACACACUUGUGCGUGAGAUACCAAGUCAGAUAAACAAGCUCACAAAGCUACGUCACCUUCUUGCAUUACAUCGUAACUAUGAAGAAAAUUAUUCUCUGUUGGGCUUUACAUCUGGUGUGAAGAUGGAAAAAGGUAUUAAAAACAUGGCUUCAUUGCAGAAACUUUAUUAUGUGGAUGUAAAACAUAGGGGAGUCGAUCUCAUUAACGAGAUGAAAAUGUUAAAGCAGUUAAGGAGGUUAGGUUUAAGGCAUGUAAGAAGAGAACAUGGGGAUGCCUUAAGUGCUGUUAUAGUAGAAAUGAAACACCUUGAAGAUCUUAAUAUCACUACCAUUGGUGAGGAUGAAACCAUUAACUUGAAUUUUGUCUCAUAUCCACACCAACUUCAGCGGCUUCAUUUGAAAGCCAGAUUAGAUACAUUGCCUGAUUGGAUUCCAAAACUUGAGUCUCUUGUGGAGAUCAAGCUGGCUUUAUCUAAGUUGAAAAAUGAUCCACUGCAAUCUCUGAAAAACUUGCCGAACCUGCUGAAGUUUGGUCUAUGGGACGAUGCCUACGAUGGUGAAAUUUUGCAUUUUCGAAUUGGAGGGUUUCUAAAAUUGAAGAGACUGAACCUCAGUCGCUUGAAUAGAGUAAAGUAUAUCUGUAUAGACGAAGGAACUUUGAUCUCUCUUGAAUAUCUUACCAUGAACAGAAUCCCCGAACUGAUGGAGGUACCCUACGGCAUCAAGUCCUUGAAUAAUCUCAAAGCUAUUAACUUCAGUGAAAUGGCAGAUGAAUUCUUUGAGAGUAUUGAUCAAAACAAUGGAAAUGACUAUUGGAGUAUCAAGCAUGCUCCUCUUGUAUCCUUUCAUCACACGAGUGACCCAAAAUUCAAUGAUGAUGAGAUCUGCACUAUUACUUCAUCUGAUCAUUGUUUUGCAAGCUGAGAAUGUUUUGCUGUCUUGCAAGCUUCAAAAUAUGAAGCAAUUUGGUUCUCCACGAUACAGCUCAAAGUAAAAUAUUUCCUCUCAUCCUGCAAUAAUCAGCAAAAAGUGGAUCCCAUUCACUGAGCGACUGUGGCUUCUUUUUUCUUUUUGUCAUUUGUGGUGUUGUAUAAUUUGGUUGGAGAAGCUUUGACUCAAAAUCUUGUAAUCGGGGGUAUUUCUGGACUCCAUUCAGACGUCUUUUUGAUAUUUCUGUUCUUUACUGUUUUUAAGAUUGGUGAGAACUUUACUUCAUCUCUUGUAAUAAUAAUCAAAACCAUUUCAUUUGAA
This is a messenger RNA of Medicago truncatula (barrel medic), 3348 nucleotides long. Its product is annotated as disease resistance protein RPM1. NCBI's taxonomy places the organism in Eukaryota, Viridiplantae, Streptophyta, Magnoliopsida, Fabales, Fabaceae. The transcript is spliced from 2 exons. The record is from RefSeq and is a predicted model, not a curated record. Gene Ontology annotation, biological process: defense response to other organism. Gene Ontology annotation, molecular function: ADP binding. Bases 172 to 3021 code for a protein of 949 amino acids.